UUCCAUUUCGUUUCAGUCAGCAGCGGCUUCGCUUCUCCUCCAGUUCCCGUGCGCGUCGGAGAUGGCGACGAGUAGACGCCAUGUAGGUGGAGAACGGGCCGGUGCGGGUGCUGGAGGGGUGUCGUCCUUCGCCGCGUUGCUGCUGGGCUGCGCCGUCGUCAGCGCCGCCGCGCAGGGCCCCCGGCUCCCCUCCGACUACAAAACUCUGAGCGGUGCCGCUCCACUCGUGGUGGCCGAAGGCGGCUUCUCUGGCCUGUUCCCGGACUCCAGCGAGGGCGCGUACGCUUUCGCCGUGGCCGCCAGCGCGCCCGGCACGGCCAUGUGGUGCGACGUCCAGCUGACCAAGGACGGCGUCGGGGUCUGCCUCCGGGACAUCAACAUGAAGAACUGCACCACCGUCGACCAAGCGUUCCCCGCGAGGAGGCGGACCCACGUCAUCGACGGCGUGCGGAAGACCGGCUGGUUUGCCCCGGACUUCACCAUCGCCGAGCUCCAGUCCGUCUACCUGACACAGGCGAUCUGGUCUCGCACCGACAGGCUCGACGCGGGCAUGUACCCGAUCGUCAACGUCACCGGGCUCCCGUCCCUCGUGAAGCCAUCUCCGGUCUGGCUGAACGUGCAGCACCCCACCUUCUACAAGCAGCGCGGUCUGGACAUGAGCAGCUACAUCCUCUCGACCCAUCAAGACCUGGUACCCACCGUGGCAUACAUCUCGUCGCCGGAGCUGGGCUUCCUCCAGACCAUAUCCGCCGUCGCCGGUCGCACUCGCACGACGACCAAGCUCGUUUUCAGCUUCCUCGACAAGGCCCUCCUGGACCACUCCGUCAACAGGACGUACGGCUCGCUGCUGGCGAACCUGACGCUCGUCAGGUCCGUCGCGUCCGGGAUCAUGGUGCCCAAGAGCUACAUCUGGCCGGUGACCGGCGACAACUACCUGCUGCCGUCCACGUCCGUCGUCACGGACGCCCACAAAGCGGGGCUGGAGGUUUAUGCCUCUGACUUCGCCAAUGAUAGGGUCAUCCCCUACAACUACAGCUACGAUCCGGUGGCCGAGUACCUGAGCUUUGUCGGUGAUGGCGGCUUCUCUGUCGACGGCGUGCUGUCCGACUACCCUAUCACUGCGUCAGAGGCAAUUGGUUGUUUUGCCAAACUGAAUUCAAGCAAGACUGAUCAUGGGAAACCCUUGGUCAUCUCGCACAACGGCGCCAGCGGAGACUACCCGGACUGCACAGACCUGGCCUACCACAGCGCGAUCGACGACGGCGCAGACGUCAUCGACUGCCCUGUCCAGGUCACGAGCGACGGAGUUCUUGUGUGCAUGAGCUCCGUCAACCUGCUUGACACCACGAAUGUUCAGACAACUCCUCUCGCGACCCCUCUUUGUCUUGUCCCGGAGAUCCAGUCUACGCCAGGGAUCUUCACCUUCAACCUCACCUGGGCCAGCAUCAGCAGCGGUGCUUUAAAACCCAAGAUUUCUUCCCCGGUGAGUGAGUACUAUCUCGUAAGGAACCCAAGGUACGCAAGCCAAGGGAAGUUUCUGAAGCUGUCCGACUUCCUUGCGAUGGUAAUGGGCAACGAUCUGUCCGGCGCCAUGAUCAUCAUCGAGAACGCUGCGUACAUAGCGACGUCACUAGGAAUCGACGUCGUCGACUCCGUAACCGCCGCCUUGAACGCCGCCGGCUUCGACAAGCAGACGAGCAAGCAAGUCCUCAUCCAGUCGACCGACAGCGCCGUCCUCGUCAAGCUGAAGCAGCAGGGAACAAGAUGCAGGCUCGUCUACACCCUCCCGCUGGGCAUCGGGGACGCCUCGAACUCGUCGCUGCAGGACAUGAAGAACUUCGCGGAGGCCGUGGUCGUCGACAGGGGGUCCGUGUUCGCCGUGAGCUACGCGUUCAUCGAGGGCCAGAACCGUCUCGUGCCGGACCUGCAGGCGGCGGGGCUGGCCGUGUUCGCGCAGGUGUUCCGGAACGAGUUCGUCGCCCGCCCGAUCGACUUCUUCGGGGACGCCACCGUGGAGAUCAACUACUACGUCCAGGCGCUUGGUCUGGCAGGCCUCAUCGCUGAUUUCCCCAGGACGGCCAGGAGAUACAUGGAGAACACCUGCACGGUUCUGGGGAAUGGCAUGCCCGGCUACAUGCGGCCUGUGGAGCCUGGCGCAAUCAUGAAGCUGCUCCGGUCCUUCCAAGCCCAGCCGCCGUACGUGGCGCCGAUGCCGGCGCUGAAUGCGUCGAGCGUGGAGGAGCCGCCUCUUCCUCCUGCCGCGCCAAGAACCGUGCCGCCCGGUGGUGGCCUCUCAGGACCAGCGGACGCCGCCGGAACUCCUGCUGCUGGUGCUCGUCACACGGCUGCCGUAGGCACUGGUCUGCUGCUCGUGGUGGUUUCCGCAGCUUUGCUGGUCUGGGCAGACACACGUGAGACUGUGGCUAAUUUAUAGAUACAGGACUGUACACAGAAUUAAUGUGCGUGUAGCCUAUAUAUACCUCUCCUAGCUAUCCCUCUGUUUGA
Molecule: messenger RNA, 2505 nt
Organism: Zea mays
Lineage: Eukaryota; Viridiplantae; Streptophyta; Magnoliopsida; Poales; Poaceae
Product: glycerophosphodiester phosphodiesterase GDPDL3
Exons: 8
Coding region: 62-2434 (790 amino acids)
Biological process (GO): lipid metabolic process
Molecular function (GO): glycerophosphodiester phosphodiesterase activity
Source: RefSeq, a predicted model, not a curated record